GAGAAUGAAAAGGUAGGGGAGAUGUGGGGAGCAGGAAUUAACACAACAAUGUUUAGCAAUUGAUCCAUCAAAACCAAAUGCAAUAUGAAGCAGAAGGCAUUAUUAACCACUCCACUCGAGCUUUUCCGAUCCAAUUCUCAAGAUAACAAACAAAACAAAAAAACGGCUCAAAUUUCAAGAAACAAGGCCUAAAAAUCCAACACCACACUCUCUCUCAGCCGUUAAAAAACACCGUCAUCGUCUCUCUCACACACCCCGAUGCAGUUCUUCUGAAAUUCACGCACCCAACACAGCAUGGACCCUUUCCACCAUCGCCGCCGCCACCGCCACCGCCACCGCCGCCGCACGUGGUGCUGCUCCUUCGCAGUCCCUCCCUCCAGUCCCGACAACAUCACCGCUUCCAAACCUCUUCCCCCACGCAAGCCCGAACCCAACUCCAAACCCACGUUCUCCCUCCCGACCUCCCCCAAAUCCCGCAUCCCCGCUCGGAUCGACCCUCGCCGUAUCCUCUCUCCGGGAAGAGUCUCCCCCAUUGACUCCGAUCCCGUAGCCGCUACCUCCGCUCCCUCCCCCUCUCCCGAACCGCCGCUUCCACGAUCUCCGGCACCGGUAGCCGGCGACAGGGAUGUGAGGAUGAGCCUGAGAGGGAAGAACGGCGGGUGCAUGGUUCUGGAGGUGAACUCCGGGGUUUUGUGCUCGAAUUCCGAAGUGUUCGCGGGGUUGAUAGAGGAUUACAAGAAAGGGGCUGCGUCUUGGAGUGGAAGUAACAAAAUGUGUAGAAUAGAGGUUCCUGAAGUUGAGAACUUGGGCGUGUUCAGAGAGACAAUUGAGCUCAUGUUUGAAAACGACGAUUGCCUCACCAAACGACUUCUUAACAUCGGCGUUUUUCGAUGCAUUGACGUUUUGGAGGUUUCAGCCGGCAUCAUGUUCACCAAGGGUGUUUUGUCGUGUUUGCAAUACCUCGAAGCUGUGCCUUGGACUGAAGAAGAAGAAGAAAAAUUGAGAAGCCUAUUCACAAGAUUUAAGUUUGAUGAAGCAACAACGAGAGACAUCCUAGGAAGGCUUUACUUGCACGACUCAGCAGAUUGCUCUUACCAGUCAAAUGUAGCUCGACAGCUUGUCUGGUCUAUCACAACUUGUGUGGAUGUCAAUGCUAGAAAUGAACUAAAAUCACUGGUGAAGGGUCUUCUUUGCAAAAGCUCGGUGUAUGAGAAGAAUCAUCUUGACCUCAAUAAAGACGAUCUGUAUUCUGUUGGCCACGCAUGUUUGGACUCACUGUCAAGCCUCUUUGAGGAGGCAUCAGAUACCAUCCCCCCUGAAAACUUAACAAAGAAAGAUAAGAAUAAGCCACUAAUUGAACGCAUCUCAAGGCAGGUUGAUAACAUCAAUUGGUUGUUGGAAAUCAUGCUUGAUAGACAAAUAGCAGAGGACUUUGUGAACAUAUGGGCAGAUCAGCACCAACUUGUUAAAAUGCACGAUAGUGCAUCCCCAAUGAUUAGAUAUGAACUAAGUCGUGUUUCAGCAAUUCUCUUUAUUGCCAUGGCUACUAGGAAAUUGCAAUGCCGGUUGGAAGCACGAUCAGGGCUUCUUCAGGCAUGGUUCCGGCCAAUGUUAUUGGACUUUGGUUGGCUUCAGAGAUGCAGAAGAGGACUUGAUAUAAAGGUUUUGCAAGAAGCUAUGGGUCAGACACUUCUUACUCUACCUCUAAAUCAACAGUACAUACUUUUCAUGGAAUGGUUUCGACACUUCUCAAGCCAUGGAACUGAGUGUCCAAAUCUAAGCAAGGCAUUUCAAAUUUGGUGGCGCAGGUCAUUCUUAAGAGGCUCUGAAACUCAUGCCAUUGAGUCAAGGUAAACUGUACGUGCCACUAUUUGUCAAUUGAUCUGUUUGUGUACUGUGUAAAGAGUUGCAACUAGCAGAGGAGAGGGAUUCUGGACUGUGUACACUGAAUAACGUAGGUAAGCUUCAUAGAUCUUUGGAGAUUAUUUCAUGCCUAAAUAGUAGAAGAAGUUUGCUUGUUUAUUGCUCGAGUGGCUCCAUUCCGUCCAAUUUAGUGCAGGUUAAUGAGUUGAAUGCAUUAGUCAACUAAUAAGUUGUCACUAAGUCACGACACAGUAUUCCUGUUAUGCUUCUUGGACUUGUGCUGUAAAGACAAGAAAGAUGGAAAAGUUUAAAAUAAAAUUCAAAAUUAAUACAA
This is a messenger RNA of Vigna radiata var. radiata (mung bean), 2197 nucleotides long. Its product is annotated as BTB/POZ domain-containing protein At2g13690. The transcript has 2 exons. Bases 295 to 1854 code for a protein of 519 amino acids. NCBI's taxonomy places the organism in Eukaryota, Viridiplantae, Streptophyta, Magnoliopsida, Fabales, Fabaceae. The record is from RefSeq and is a predicted model, not a curated record.